CUCUAGGCGUUCUCGAAUGACGUCGAGUGCUGGUACAGUUAAUGAGCCGUAUCGACCAAGCUAGCUUGGGUGAAAUGUCAAAUAUAAGAAAGGCUACCUGCGAAUACAGUCAGAACUCGAGGGGAUCAUCUUUCCCUUCACCUGCUAGUUUUUGAAAAGAACUAAAGGCGGUCUUUACAAAGACAAAAAACACAGGUUUUUUUUUUCUUUUUUUUUGCCUUUUCGCAAGCUCCUCCAUUAUUUCCAUUUCCAUUUUUGAUUGAGUUAGGCACAACCAACCGGCAUGUCUUUAAAAGUCGCACGCGACAAUGAGUCCAUGUCUUCCAAGGAAUCAUGGGACGCUCUAACUUCUCAUGGAUCCGACGAAGAAACCAAGGAGAACAUGCCCCUACUUGUCGAUGAUACCAAUACAACAAAAACCAUCCAUAAAACAUCCUCCAAGGGCGCUAUACCAAAAGAUGCCAGAGACCGGAAGGAAAGACGGUCAGAGCCAAAGCACGCCGUGAAAAGUGAAUCAAGUCGACACGAGAGCAGAGAAGAUGUUCUCGCAGAUUCUGGCAGGACUGCACAGACGGAAAACGGUCUUGAAAACCCCAUGGCAAAUUCCGAAGCGGAACCUCUCUCCAUAAAUGAAACUGCGCAAGGAUGGUUCUUGGAUUAUCCUGAGUGGUUUUUCGACUCAGCUGUCACCCUCCGCGAGGAUAUGCAAGCGCCGGAAAGCCUUGCCCUGUCUAACGAGCCUAGUCGAACCAACAGAAGCUCAUCUCCCAAGUUUGUGUUGGACGGAGAUGUGUACGAGGAAGCUUUGGACAUCGUCUCUAGCCUGAUCAAACCCCCCGUGACUGGUAACUCCAAGAACACACCCGCAUCUUGGUACUCCUCGGCAUCCUUCCUUGUGCAGUCACCCGAGCCAGAUAGCGUCGACUUCAUGAACGCGGUGGUCCGGCGUCUCGCAAAGGACAUUGAUGCCGACCUCCUCGACCUCAGCCCUGGCCCGCUUGAAGACAUCCUGCACUAUUGGUUCCACUCCGUCCAAAACAAUUCCGAUAUAUUCCUUACGCCAGCCGAGUAUCUGAACACCGAGAAAGGCUUCCCUCGUAUGAGCCACUUCAGGCGCGCCUUUGCAGACCGGAUACUCAACACCCUCGACCGCGAGUACAUUGUCGACAGGCUCCUGACGGCACGAUCAUGGAAGCGCAAUGCCCGAGGCCAAGCAUACGAGCCCCGACCGCUCAUCGUCCUCUUGCCCGACGUUACAGCUUACACGGUAAGGUACUGCUUCGAAGCCGAGGAGUUCUUGGGCAUGCUGUACGACGAGGUCAAAAGACGGCGGCAGAACUCCGGGACGCCGACGCUCAUCGUCGGCACAGCGCCGUCGAGCCGCACGCACGAUGAUUUUUUCCCGCAGAGCGACAUGGGUCGCGAAGACAUCAGCCACGUCCACAAGCAGCUGCACCUGGAUCCGUCGCUUGUCAUCGAAGUGUCCCCCCGUCAGGGGUGGUUUAUGCCGCGUCCUCCAGGGGCACGGGUUAACCGGAUCGACUGGUGGAACCGGCUGCGGCUCUCGCUACGCCACGAGCUAAACGCGGACUCUCCCGAAUUCCCGGGCGUGGAUAUGCUCGACCGCGGUGCGCACCCGCCACUGCCAGGCAUCAAGGCCCUCCUCACCCACCCGGCCUGGACCGGCGACAUGACCAUCAAGGCCUUUCGGCAGACUGUCGCCCGCGCCCGGCGGAAGGAGCGGCUUGAUGCCGAAGACAUGCUCGUGGUGCUGGCCCGUGUGGCCAAGAACGAUGCGCCCUUCACUUUUGGCGGCUGGAGGGAAAUGAAGUUUGCUGAGGUGGCCAGGAAGUUCUUUGAGAGCAUUCCAGAUGAGUUGUGGUUUGGGCUAUUAAACGCAGGGCUGUUUGUCCUUCUUUGGGUCUUCGUCUAUCAUCUCAUUUCGCACGUGUUUUAAGCGUUGUGAUCUGCUUUGUUUUUGAAUUAUGCUGCAAGGCGUCAGGCAGAACAGAAGCCAAGUGGCACGACAGCAGCGGGGUCGUUGAAUGAUCUUUAACCGUUUUGAACAUUUGGAAAUAAAUUGCACUAAUGAGCGAGUUUGUACCAGAUGCAUUGGCAAAGAAAACACAAGAAAAAAAGAGAAAGAAAAACACAAAAUGCCGCCAAUAAUGAUCGUUAUGCAGAAAAACAUCAACCACCGAAAUAGAUAUGUAAAUACACAAGAUAUAAAAGAAAGCCCAGUUCGUCCUCCA
Molecule: messenger RNA, 2252 nt
Organism: Pyricularia oryzae 70-15
Lineage: Eukaryota; Fungi; Ascomycota; Sordariomycetes; Magnaporthales; Pyriculariaceae
Exons: 1
Coding region: 284-1957 (557 amino acids)
Source: RefSeq, a predicted model, not a curated record